AUGGCAGUUGAUCCGUUCGUGGACGAUCCUCCGAGUCGUCCGCAUUGCUCACUGCUACCGAACAGGCUGAAAAUAAGGUGGUCCAAUACAGGCCUUCGCAUCGGCCACGUGUUACAUCGCUCGCGAGGAAUCGGUUCCAGAUCGUCAUUCAUCAUCACAUCAUCUGGAGUUGACAUGAAAGCGUCAGCACCGAAUCGAGAGACAGAAGACGUUGAUGUAGAUGCCGCUGAUGUUUCACCACCCUGA
Molecule: messenger RNA, 246 nt
Organism: Caenorhabditis remanei
Lineage: Eukaryota; Metazoa; Nematoda; Chromadorea; Rhabditida; Rhabditidae
Exons: 2
Coding region: 1-246 (81 amino acids)
Source: RefSeq, a predicted model, not a curated record